AUGCACAUAUUCAAAAAUGAAGUUAACAAAAAUGGUGAAGUUGAGAAUAUUACAUUCAUAAUUUGGUAUUACAUCAUAACAUCUGAAAUAAACAUUUUGGAUCUUGUGAGGAAUAUGCUUUAUUAUACCAGUAUACAAAUAAAAGUUGUCCGGUCCUGCCUAAACAUAGACUUCCUUAUAUCUGAAGUAGCUUGUAAACUGGAUAAAGCCAGCACAGUGCCGAAGAACUAUCAGCAUGUCCUAGCCUUGGUUUUUGCUGUGAAGGAGAUCAAUGAGAACCCCAAGAUUUUAUCCAACAUCACCUUGGGGUUCCAGAUCUAUGACAGCUACUUCAGUGCAAGGAUGACUUAUCAGAAUACUUUGAACCUUGUCUCUCGCCAUAAGAAGACUGUCCCCAACUACAAGUGUGGCACUGAGAAGAAUCUGAUAGCUGUUAUUGGGGGCCUCGACUCUGAAACAUCUCUCUAUAUGGCCACCAUCUUAGGCCUCUACAAGAUUCCACAGGUCACCUAUUCUUUAUUUUCUCCAGCGGUUAGUGACAAAGCCCAGCUUUCUUCUUUAUACCAGAUGAUCCCCAAUGAAGCACAUCAAUACGAUGGAAUAAUUUUUCUUCUUCAGUAUUUCCAUUGGAAGUGGGUUGGGAUUGUUGCCACAGCUGAUGAUAAAGGAGAAAUGUUUGUGAAGACCUUGACACGCCAGCUUUCCCUGAGUGACAUCUGUGCAGCCACCACUGAAAAAAUGCCAUGCCCUAGUGAUUUUCUUGACAUUACUGAGAUGAUAGCCACAGUUCAGAAUCUGGCCAAGUCCCUAAGCAAAGCAAAUGUCAAUAUAUUUGUUGUAAAUGCAGACACUCACACCAUGAAAAGUAUGCUGUGGUUGCUGUAUAUGGGUGUAAUGUUGAGUCUGAAGGCUAUAAACAAGGUGUGGGUUAUGACCGCCCAUUGGGAUUUUUCAUCUGAAACAUUUCACAGAGAGCUAGAUAUACAAAGUUUCCAUGGUGCCUUAUCCUUUGCCAUUCAUUCAAAUGAGCUCCAGGGGUUCCACAAUUUCCUCUUGAAUCUAAAUCCCCACUCUGAUGCUGAUGGGUUCCUUAGGCUCUUCUGGGAGCAGGCAUUUGACUGUCUGUUUCAAGAGAUGGAUGGGGAGAAAAGUUGCACUGGGGAAGAGAAGCUGGAGAGACUUCCUGGGCCUUUUUUUGAGAUGCAAAUGACCAGCCAGAGUUACAGCAUCUACAAUGCUGUUUAUGCUGUGGCACAUGCUUUGCAUGUAAUGUCUGUAUCCAGGAACAAAAAUGGAGGGAUGGUACUCGCAGGCUAUCAUAAGCUACAACAUUUUCAGCUUCUACCUUUCCUGAGGAGUAUCGCAUUUAACAACAGCGCUGGGGAUACUGUGUUUUUUAAUGAGAAUGGUGAAUUAGAAGGUGGAUUUGAUAUUAUCAACUGGGUGACUUUCCCAAACAGGUCCUUCUUCAAAGUAAAAGUAGGGAAAAUGGAUCCCCAAACCACACAGGGAAGAAAGUUCUCUAUUAAUGUGAAGAUCAUUACAUGGCACCACAGUUUUAAUCAGGUUGUUCCCCUUGCCUUGUGUAAUGACCCCUGCCGUCCAGGUUGCAGUAGACAAAGGAAGGAGGGGGAGCCAUUCUGUUGCUAUGAUUGUGCUCCAUGUCCAGAAGGGAAGAUUUCAAACCAGACAGAUAUGGAUGAUUGCUUCCACUGUCCAGAAGAUGAGUAUGCCAACAAGGAGAGAAACCAGUGCCUUCUGAAGGGUCAAAACUUCCUGUCUUAUGAUGAACCUUUGGGAAUCAGUAUGACUGUUUUGGCUCUGGCUCUUUCUGCAGCAACAGCUUUAGUUCUUGGAAUCUUCAUCAAGCACCGGAACACUCCCAUUGUCAAAGCCAACAACCGGAACCUCAGCUAUGCUAUGCUCAUCUCCCUCCUGCUCUGCUCCUUGCUAUUCAUUGGCCGGCCCCAGUUUCUGACUUGUCAUUUGCGACAAACUGCUUUUGGUAUCAUCUUCUCAGUGGCUGUUUCUUCGGUCUUGGCAAAAACCCUCACUGUGGUUCUGGCAUUUGUGGCCACUAAGCCACGAUCCAAGAUCAGGAAAUGGGUGGGGAUAAAGUUUUCAAACUCUAUUAUUCUUGGCUGCUCAUUUAUCCAAGCAAGUAUUUGCACAAUCUGGCUUUGUACUGACCCUCCUUUCCCAGAUUUGGACAUGUACUCUCUGCCUGAAGAAAUUGUAGUGGAAUGCAAUGAAGGAUCAACCAACAUGUUUUACUAUAUUCUCGGUUACAUUGGAUUACUGGCUCUUGUCAGCUUCAUUGUGGCUUUCUUUGCUCGGAAGCUGCCAGAUGCCUUUAAUGAAGCCAAAUUUAUCACUUUCAGCAUGUUGGUGUUUUGCAGCGUGUGGCUGUCUUUUGUUCCAACUUAUCUGAGCACCAAAGGAAAAUACUUGGCGGCUGUGGAGAUCUUCUCCAUCUUGAUGUCCAGUGCUGGGAUACUGGGUUGUAUCUUCUUCCCUAAAUGUCAUAUAAUUGUUCUGAGGCCUGAACUGAACAGUAAAGAGCAGCUAAAAAAGAGGAGAUAA
Molecule: messenger RNA, 2583 nt
Organism: Rhineura floridana
Lineage: Eukaryota; Metazoa; Chordata; Lepidosauria; Squamata; Rhineuridae
Product: vomeronasal type-2 receptor 26-like
Exons: 6
Coding region: 1-2583 (860 amino acids)
Biological process (GO): G protein-coupled receptor signaling pathway
Cellular component (GO): membrane
Molecular function (GO): G protein-coupled receptor activity
Source: RefSeq, a predicted model, not a curated record